AAGUCCCAGCACUAGUUCUGAUAAUCGAGUCCGCCGGGCCACACGUGUAUUGAAUUCGCUAUCAAUUAUUUCAUAAAGCGUUUUACCUUGCAUUUAUUAAGAUAGAAAUGGCUGCUGCUAUUAAGAGAAUUAUCCCAAUGCUUGACCGCAUCCUGGUGCAGCGCGCCGAGGCUUUAACUAAAACGAAAGGUGGCAUUGUUCUGCCAGAGAAAUCGGUUGGCAAAGUUCUGGAAGGUACGGUUCUAGCAGUUGGACCUGGCUCCCGUAACGCUACCAAUGGCAGCCACAUUCCAAUUGGUGUCAAGGAAGGUGAUCGAGUUCUACUGCCAGAAUUUGGCGGCACCAAAGUGCAGGUGGACAGCGAUGAGAAGAAGGAACUGUUCUUAUUCCGUGAAUCUGACAUAUUGGCCAAGUUGGAAUAACAGAUGCGCAAAUUUAUGUUUUCUUUUAGUACGUAACCGAAGAAUAAAGUUUAAAUGCAAUGUUUUUGUUUGCAUUACCACA
Messenger RNA from Drosophila busckii, 504 nucleotides. RefSeq names its product 10 kDa heat shock protein, mitochondrial. The record is from RefSeq and is a predicted model, not a curated record. The transcript is spliced from 3 exons. Lineage: Eukaryota; Metazoa; Arthropoda; Insecta; Diptera; Drosophilidae. The coding region runs from base 108 to 422 and encodes 104 amino acids. Gene Ontology annotation, molecular function: metal ion binding; protein-folding chaperone binding; protein folding chaperone. Gene Ontology annotation, cellular component: mitochondrial matrix.